AUGAAUGUCAAAGAACUGACGUGGUACCACCACAACUAUCUUCCAGAGUGGACCAGCAGGUCCAAGACAGUGGCCCUAAGGAAUGGCAGCACAGUGACAGAGUUCAUCCUUGUGGGCUUUGAGCAGAGCUCCUCUUCCACUCGGGCACUACUCUUUGUCCUCUUCCUAGCCCUCUACAGCCUUGCCAUGGCCAUGAAUGGCCUCAUCAUCUUCAUCACCUGGACAGACCCCAGGCUCAACAGCCCCAUGUACUUCUUCCUUGGCCACCUGUCCUUCCUGGAUGUCUGCUUCAUCACCACCACUAUCCCACAGAUGCUGAUCCACCUGGUGGUCAAGAACCACAGUGUCUCUUUUGUCUCUUGCUUGACCCAGAUGUACUUGGUCUUCUGUGUGGGUGUGGCUGAGUGCAUCCUCUUGGCUUUUAUGGCCUAUGACCGUUAUGUUGCUAUCUGCCACCCACUCAGCUAUGCCCAGAUCAUGAGCCGGCAGGUCUGUGUGAAGCUGGUGAGUACUGCCUGGCUCUUUGGGCUGAUCAAUGGCAUCUUUCUUGAGUAUAUGUCAUUCCGGAAUCCCUUCUGUAGAGACAACCACAUAGAAAACUUCUUCUGUGAGGCCCCCAUAGUGAUUGCGCUGUCUUGUGGAGAUCCCCAGUUUAGUCUGAGGAUGAUCUUUGCUGAUGCCAUUUUGGUGCUGCUCAGCCCCAUGGUGCUCAUUGUCAUCUCCUAUGCCCGCAUCCUGUCCUCCAUCCUUGGCAGAGCCUCCUGCUCAGGUCGAGGGAAGACUUUCUCUACUUGUGCCUCCCAUCUGACUGUGGUUCUCCUUCUGUAUACCUCUGCCAUGUUCUCUUACAUGAACCCUCGCAGCACACAUGGCCCUGACAAAGACAAGCCUUUCUCCCUCCUCUACACCAUUAUCACCCCCAUGUGCAACCCCAUCAUCUAUAGUUUUCGAAACAAAGAAAUGUUAGGAGCCAUGGUGAGGGCCCUUGGGAGGAUCAGCCUGGCCCAGGAUGAGUCUGUCUAG
This is a messenger RNA of Nyctereutes procyonoides (raccoon dog), 1023 nucleotides long. RefSeq names its product olfactory receptor 10AD1-like. Gene Ontology annotation, cellular component: membrane. NCBI's taxonomy places the organism in Eukaryota, Metazoa, Chordata, Mammalia, Carnivora, Canidae. Gene Ontology annotation, molecular function: olfactory receptor activity; G protein-coupled receptor activity. The record is from RefSeq and is a predicted model, not a curated record. Bases 1 to 1023 code for a protein of 340 amino acids. Gene Ontology annotation, biological process: G protein-coupled receptor signaling pathway. The transcript has 2 exons.